Strigops habroptila (Kakapo) is the source of this 2621-nucleotide messenger RNA. RefSeq names its product short coiled-coil protein (gene SCOC). Gene Ontology annotation, cellular component: trans-Golgi network. The record is from RefSeq and is a predicted model, not a curated record. Bases 50 to 412 code for a protein of 120 amino acids. The transcript is spliced from 4 exons. Lineage: Eukaryota; Metazoa; Chordata; Aves; Psittaciformes; Psittacidae.
ACUGCCAUGCCUAACGCAUGGCUCCAGAACCUGGAGAAAAGGAAGUAAAAUGGAGUUACCUUUGGAUGAGGAGGAUGGCACCUUCACCAACAUCUCUUUGGCAGAUGAUUCAGAGCAUCUCUCAAGAAUACUCCCUUCAACAGUGGAAAGAGCACACUCUACAAUGAUGAAUGCCGACAUGGAUGCUGUUGAGGCUGAGAAUCAGGUGGAAUUAGAAGAGAAAACACGGCUUAUUAAUCAAGUGUUGGAACUGCAGCACACACUUGAAGAUCUCUCAGCACGAGUAGAUGCUGUUAAAGAAGAAAAUUUGAAACUGAAAUCAGAAAACCAAGUUCUUGGACAGUAUAUAGAAAAUCUGAUGUCAGCGUCUAGUGUUUUCCAAACAACUGACACAAAAAGCAAAAGGAAGUAAGGGUUGACUCACAGAUGAUGUCAUUGUAUUGCUGCUGUCUUUAUUUUUUGUUUUAAUUGACAUAGGCUACAUGAGCUGAAAUACCUUAGUUUGUGGCUUUACUGGAUACCUGAAGAUGAAAAGCUUUGGUGAUGAAACACAAUGAAGAACAUUAUCAUGAACAGGAGAGAUAAGUUUGUGUAUUAUUAAGAUUAAGCAAUGUGCACAUGUAGUGUAGAGACUUACUAAACUUUCGUAUUUGUUUUAAAAAUGAGCAUAUCUUGUUAAAAAUUGGAUUCAGUUUGUCAGAUUAAACGGAAGUGUGUCGGCACUCUUGGAGGUCUUAGGGUAGUGUUCUCAACUAGCAAGAUAAUGCAGUUACGUUGUAUUGAAACCUCAUUUGGUAAAAAUCUUCAGAGUCUCAUUGCAUCACCUUUUCCACCUUAAAUAUAUUUAGGUUAGAUCUGCAAAGCAACUUUAAACAAAAACCUAUAAACCAGUUAAGAAUUUCUGUGAAGGAAUACCAGUAAGACACUAUUUGCAGGGCUUGUGUACAGAAAAACACUUAAGAUUUUUUGGGAAGGGGGAGGGUAAGAGAAGAGGAUCAAGGAUAAGCAACUUAAAUCAGGGAAAUACCAAACUGAGGCAGCAUCAGAGCGUUUGUAGCUUGCAAGAUGCACACUUCAAACCAUUUCCACUUUCCUGUUUUCUCAAAGAAUGAUCAGGUGCAGCAUCAUGAUCCUCCUGAAGUUUUUUAGUUGUGUGAUGAAGAGUUAAGUAAAAACCCAGGUAAUUUACUUCACAGAAACAGAAGGUCAACAGCUGCAGAACAAUGUGCAGUGAGGAACUAAGCACAAGUCUUUCCUUCCCACCUUUUACCUUCUGAAGUGCCAAACUUGUCUUUGCUUCAGGCCUUAGAGCAACUGCUUUCCUGCCCUGGAGCCUGAGCUUGUGAAGUACCUCUUGAGGCACAGCACAAGAACAGGUAUCUAAGGCAGAAGACUACAGUGGAACAAAGGUGGCUUUUGCUGCUCAGACUUGUGCUGCUCUGAGCAAAGCUUAGUGUCAAGGUGCCCUGUUUUUUACUGGCUUGCCAGUUUGUUAGCAGGUUUGGUAGAGGUGCUCAGCCCAGAUUGUGGGUCUGAACACUUCUCGUAGAAGCAGCACAUCUAGCAUAAUCAGUAUUAAUGGAGAGCAGAGCCUGAAAUACAAACAACAAUACACAGUUUAGCAGUACUCAGUUGCAUGUUUCACCUUGCCACACAGCAGCAUUGCAGACGUUACUUAUGGGAGUUACCUAGAACUGAGCUCUGUCUCUUCAGUAAUGAAGCCGUUGUACUUUUAACAACAGCAAACCACUAAAGGAUCUCUUCCAGCCUUGCUGUGAUGAAUUCUAUGAAAUAAAGCUGCAGGAAUGGAAUGAGUGUAUCUAAUAGUAGAAUAAAUCCCUCUCAAACCCCAAGUUUCUUGGCAGCUAAGCACUGCUGUGUCUCAAGUGUAAGUUGACACUGUGAGGUCCCCCUCCCAAAGGAGGGGUUUCCCAUUUCUCCCCAUUUAAGAUGGCUGUACAGCACUCGCUGUCAGCAAAGCCAAAUGAGUGCAGACAGAGCCCUAAUAGUUCAGUCUUGAGGGCUGAUUACAAGUCUAAGUCAAGAAAUAUGAUGGAGAAAAGUUUUACCCCAAGGCACAAGUGGCUGCUACCAUUUGUGUCAUCACAUUCCGUAAACAUCCAGAAGUAUUUUUAAUCUUACACAGACUACUUUCUCACUGGAACUUCAUCCAAGAAUUGCUAGCAGGUAGAGUAGAUCACAUGCUUAGUCCAGGGUUUGAGCAUUAAAAAAAAACAACCAACCCCCCCAAAAAAAACCCAAACAAACAAACAAAAGACUACUCACACCAAGCACUUGACUUCUUAAGACUGCAUUGUAUUACAGCCAUCCCAGCUUUAAAGCCACAUCACUGCACAUCUCCAUCUGCACUGCAGGGGAUCAAGUAGUAACAGAGCAUGUGCUUGUUAGACUGCAGUAAUUUCCCAAGAUCAAGUAAUCUUAAAAUCAUGGUUUUGUAUUGUAAGAUUGGAUAGUCGUAUUUUAAUCCAUCAGUGUGUAUAUAGUAGCCAUUUCAUCUAUGUACCAUUUACAUCCCAGUACUGUGGCCUUCAUUUAACUUAUUAACAUUUUAAAGAUGUUGUAUUUCUGACUUUACACUAAAUAAAAACUUUUGAUUUGUC